AUGGUUGGUAAUAUACCUGAAUCGGUCCCUUAUUUAGAUAAGAAAAUCGCAUAUGCUGAUUUUUAUACAAAAUUCCUGCAUCCAAACCUCCUCUGUUUAUUUACUGAAGAUCACACGAGUGCUUGGCCAGUUCGGUCAGAGUGGGAUGCAAAUGGUUUGAUCAACAUUGACGGCAUUAUCAAACCAUUUUCUUGUAAGGAAAUAUGUGUUGCGAAUUGCCAGGAACUUAAUUUCGGCACACAUCCAAUGUUAACUAUGUCUGCUGAAGAUUAUCUAUCAUAUUGGAAGGAGGCUAAUAAGGAAAAAGUUUUAUACCUUAAAGACUGGCACUAUUUUAGGAAUCAUAAUUUCAACGAUUUCUACCGUCUUCCUAUUUAUUUCUCUUCCGAUUGGCUAAAUGAAUUCUCGGAUUUUCGAACUGACUGCGAUGAUGACUUCCGUUUCGUCUAUAUCGGUCCAAAGGGCACUUGGACCCCACUACAUGCUGAUGUUUACGGCUCAUUCAGUUGGUCUGCAAAUAUUAUUGGCCUUAAACGCUGGUGGAUAUUUCCCCCAGGCGAGGAGAAGAAACUGAUUGGUCCAAAUGGUGGCUCAUUACCAGCUGAUAUAAGUGAUCGUAAAUUUGCUAAACCUGGUUGUGAAGCUUCUGAUUUUCCUCAGUGCUACGUCUUUGAUCAACGUCCUGGGGAGAUGUUUUUCGUUCCUUCAGGGUGGUAUCACCAAGUUAUGAAUCUUACCGACUGUGUCUCUAUAAAUAAUAAUUGGCUAAAUGCCUGUAAUGUUGGUUUAGUUUGGCGACACCUUCAAUCCCAAUUACAAGAGGUUAAAAGGUCUUGUUCUGAUGUACAAUCCACACCGGGUUGGAAUGAAGCUUGUCAGGAUUGUCUAAAAGCUUGGGAGGGUUGGAAUUAUUUGGAAUUUUUCCUUCUCGUGAAAUACAUCCUUCUUUCUCGAUGGUUGCGAAAAACGUGGCAAGAAAUUCGCGAUCUUCUGCCGAAAUGCCCCUUAAUUUCAAAAGAUUCCAAUACUAUUGUGCCUUUGAGCAUUUUAAAUGAACAAGUCGAUGACCUUCUUUCGACUACUGCCAAAAAUGACUCGUCAUUUGUUGAAAGGUUACUUGAAAACCCUCAAAAAGAUGACACGCAUUGGUUAAAACUCUUUACGGAGGUAGGAAAUGUCUCUCGGGCUGUUAGAGAACAUGAUCUCACUCAAGCUAUUCGAACUAUCCAUUCCAUGUUGAUGGAUGGUGAUCUACAGUCUCUUGGCAUGCAUACCAGAGGUCCUGCAGCGUGGCUCUGGAAGGUUCUAAUUAAUAGCUAA
Molecule: messenger RNA, 1320 nt
Organism: Rodentolepis nana
Lineage: Eukaryota; Metazoa; Platyhelminthes; Cestoda; Cyclophyllidea; Hymenolepididae
Source: the annotation of a GenBank genome assembly